UAAGGUGCAAAGAAAUGGAAGAAGAAGCGAGUGAGUUACCAAAAUCAGUUACAAACAAGGCGCUAGGAGAAGAAGAAAAUAGCAAAAAAAAAACAAAAAAGUAAAGAAAGAAAUUGACAGCUAAGUUCCCUCCUCACCCCAUCUAUAACUAUCCAUCAAAGCUUGUUGUUCUGUUCUGUUCUGUGCUGACUCACUCCAACAAACCAAAAACCAGUUCUCCUUCCCAUUUUCCUCACAUUCCAACAAAUUGCAUUCAAAUCACAAAACAAAACUCGCUCUUCCUCUUCUGAUUGAUUCAAUGGAGGUUCAGGCUCAGGCUCACCCCAACCCUUCGUUUUCCUACUCCAUCGCCGACAUUCACCCCUCCGAUUUUCGGACCUCCGAAUACCCGGACCCGAUUUCCCCAAUAUACCCUCAUGAUGCGGAUCACCACGCGCCGGGACGCGCGUGUUCUCAGGACACGGCUGCUCUUACCGUUCAGAAGGUGUACCGGAGUUACCGCACGCGCCGCAGGUUGGCUGAUUCCGCCGUCGUCGCUGAGGAACUCUGGUGGCAAGCCAUUGAUUUUGUGAGGUUGAACCACAGCACCAUUUCGUUCUUCAAUUUGCCUGAGAGUGCAGCGUCAAGGUGGACUCGGGUCAAACUCAACGCUUCCAAGGUGGGUAAGGGGUUGUCCUUAGAUGCCAAAGCACAAAAAUUGGCUUUUCAGCAUUGGAUUGAAGCUAUUGAUCCACGCCACCGCUAUGGGCAUAAUUUGCAUUAUUACUAUGAAGAAUGGUGCAAAACGGAUGCUGGUCAGCCAUUCUUUUAUUGGUUGGACUUGGGAAAUGGGAAAAAUAUUGAUCUUGAGAAAUGUCCUCGCUCAAAGCUCCGUAAACAAUGCAUAAAGUAUCUUGGACCUCAAGAGAGAGAGAACUAUGAAUAUACUGUCUGCAAGGGAAAAAUUAUCAACAACCAAUCUGGAGAUUUCCUUCAUACCAAAAGAGACUCUGAAGAUGCCAAGUGGAUAUUUGUAAUGAGCACCUCUAAGAAACUUUAUGCUGGCAAGAAAAAGAAGGGACAAUUCCAUCAUUCUUCAUUUUUGGCUGGGGGAGCUACUUUAGCUGCUGGAAGGCUCGAAGCUGAGGAUGGGAUUUUGAAGUCCAUCUCUGCAUAUAGUGGACACUACCGACCAACAGAAGAGACCCUUGACACCUUCUUAUCAUAUCUCAAGGAAAAUGGUGUGAAUCUUGAUGAAGUUGAGAUUCGCAAGGGGAAUGAUGACAUUGAUAUAUAUGAGGAUGGAAAGCUUCGGGAAAGUGUCGUGACACAUGAAGUUCCUAGUGCUGCUAAUACAUCUGAGCCUGUAAUUUCCAAGGGAGCUGAGAAUACCCCAUUAUCAGAUGAGGAAAAUCCUCCACCCUUACCUGUUGGUAGUUACAAAAGAACACUCUCAGGUGGUCUUCAGAGCCCAAGAGCAGCUGAGGUACCCAAAACUGCGAUAUUGCAACGAAUCAAUUCGAAGAAGGCCACAAAAUCCUACCAAUUGGGGCAUAAUCUUUCACGUAAAUGGUCAACCGGAGCUGGACCUAGAAUUGGGUGUGUUGCUGACUACCCUGUUGAGCUUAGAUGGCAGGCCUUGGAGAUGCUUAACCUUUCUCCAAAGUUUCCACCCUCUCCUUCAUCAUACAUGUUAAUGGGUGGUCUUGUUUCACCUGCAGCUUGUCCAACGCCUAGAGGCACUCGGAAUUACAAUGUAGCAGCUGCAUUGCAGAAUUAGAGAUGAAUGCAGGUCGAUACGGUUGCAAUUGUGGCCACAAUUCCGAUGCUGGGAGUCAAAAACCAUUUAGUUGCUGCCACAACUGUGGUAGCAGGCUGCAACUUGAAAUCCUGGAUAGGUGCUUUAGUGUAGUUUAUAUAAAAUAUCUGUUCUCUAUGUUAUCUCAAAUUUGAGUACUUGGACUUUUCUUCUAAUAAAAUUCGGUCGUUGUUAUCA
Molecule: messenger RNA, 1975 nt
Organism: Lotus japonicus
Lineage: Eukaryota; Viridiplantae; Streptophyta; Magnoliopsida; Fabales; Fabaceae
Product: IQ domain-containing protein IQM3
Exons: 10
Coding region: 299-1759 (486 amino acids)
Molecular function (GO): protein binding
Source: RefSeq, a predicted model, not a curated record